GCAUAAAUGGCGGCUUUGAAAGAAGAUGGUUAUUCCAAUUCAGAUCUCAAACAGUUUUACAGUAUUCCAGUACUUGAAAUCUUCAAAAGCCAUACCUGGUCUAAAAAACGCUUUCAAGAAACCACCAAAGACUGCUGUGACAAACAAAAUUCUUUAUUAUUUUUGAAAGUUGUUGUCAAAAUCGCAACUUGUGACGACAAAUCGUGUCAAGUACAAAUUAGCGACAUACUAUCUACAUUCUCUAAACAAAAUUUUUUCUCUCAACUUUGCAAACUUUUGGAUGGGUCAGAAGACAUUUCGCUAGAUUUCAAGGCAGAAUGGCUAGAACCAUUGAAUUGUGUUAUACAAAGUUUACACGAUAUAUGUAGGAAAACGCCAUCUAAGUCAAUGGUCGCUUUUGGAUUCUGUUCAGGAUUGGCUUCAACAAUUACAAAAUUGAUACUCUCAGGCAACGACGAUGCUGCUAUAAAUCAAUUGUCAGAUAUGAAAAGCAACGUUGAAGACAUUCAUAACUAUUUUAGAGAUUUACCAAUAAUACCUACGAGUGAUGAUAUAUUUUGUAAACCGUUUUGGGGUGAAAAUCUGACAUAUGGGUCAUUUCACAAUUUGGAUCAUUAUUUAGACGUACAAUUCAGACUUCUAAGAGAAAAUUUUAUGGCACAAUUAAGAAAUGACAUAUUUGAAUACAAAGCUAGAAAGGCAUCAAAUGCCCCUUCGGAGAUAACAAGGCUAGAUUUGAGAAUGCACCAAAAUGUGACCGUAGAAUGUGAAAACUGUUCAAACGAUUGCCGUUUUUAUGACAUCAAACUAGAUGAAUCCCAUGUUAAUCGUGUCAAGAUGAAUAGAACCAACCAUUUUCUGUAUAGAACACUGAUAUGCUUGUCUCCAGACGAUUUCGAAACAUUGUACUUUGCCAUCAUUGAAAAUGAAGAUCAGAUAAGAGAUGAUUACACAUUGAAAAUAAAAAUGAACAAAGAACGUACUACACCAGGAUUAUUCGUUGGUAUGGCGGUGACAAUGAUAGAAAACAUACGUAAUUUGGAGACUUACAUGCAUGUUUCAAGUUCUUUGCAAAAUAUUCAUGAAAAUGACUUGCCAUUUAGAAGAUACUUAGUUGAAGGACUUAAAAAAGUGCAUCGACCACUGUAUAUACAAGAUAAUACUGAUAUAGAGUACGAUUUGAGACCCAUGAUGAUGAGUGAAGUUAUUUAUCAGAAAGCUACUGAUGGAAAAGAAAAACAGUCACGUAUGUGCAAAGUGGUCUCAUGUAAUGAUUGGCCUACUGCUACGGAGCUUCAUCUUGAUGACUCUCAACACAAAGCACUGCACUUCGCAUUAACAAGAGAGUUUGUAAUAAUUCAGGGCCAACCAGGCUCUGGAAAAACUCGUGUUGGAAUGAUGAUAGCAAAGACACCAAUACAUAACAAACAUUUGUGGAUGAAUGAACGAAAAAUAAAUGAAUGUGUUUUACAACGAGAUAUUAUGGAAAAAUUAAACAAAAUUGUGAACCAUCAUCAGCUAUGCUGAUUGUUUGCCACACAAGCCAUGCAUUAGAGCAAUUCUUUAAAGGAGUGGUAACGUCUUUAGAUGCAAAAAAU
This is a messenger RNA of Magallana angulata, 1598 nucleotides long. Its product is annotated as NFX1-type zinc finger-containing protein 1-like. The record is from RefSeq and is a predicted model, not a curated record. NCBI's taxonomy places the organism in Eukaryota, Metazoa, Mollusca, Bivalvia, Ostreida, Ostreidae. The transcript has a single exon. The coding region runs from base 7 to 1527 and encodes 506 amino acids.